AAUAUUGCAUCAAUCUCCCGAUCCCCCUUUAACUUCCCCCUCCCCUCUUGUUUCUCAAGUUUAUAUAGUCUUGAACAAGUUGUUUUUUUCAAGUCCUCUAUUUUCUGUCUUUUGAAGUCUAAUUAAACUUCAUUCAUUAGUCCUCUCUCUAUAGAUGACGAUGAGCAACAUGGGUGAUACGACGCUUACAAAGGUGUUUGUAGGAGGGUUGGCAUGGGAAACACCUAAGGAAGCCAUGAAAGAACACUUUGACAAGUAUGGUGACAUCUUGGAAGCUGUCAUCAUCUCCGAUAAGAUCACCGGAAGAUCCAAAGGCUAUGGCUUUGUGACCUUUAAGGAUGCAGAAUCAGCCAAAAAAGCAUGCGAGGAUGCCACUCCAAUUAUCAACGGGCGCCGAGCCAACUGUAAUCUCGCGUCCCUCGGCGCCCGUCGUUCCCGCCCCUCUCCCUCUAUUACUCCCCCUCCUCCUCCUCCUCCUCAACAAGGACCUAAUGUGGUUGGAGCAAGGGCUAAUUCAGCAUCACCUGCAAGUCACGUGCAGUGGUACUAUCCCCAAGCUGCACCUCCGGCUUCACCCUUUCACCAUCAUCAGCCUCUUCCUUUCUAUGGGUAUUCUCCAGCUUAUAUUGCCACAGACAUGAACUACAAUCAUAAAGUAAGCUACAAUGGUGGGGGCUACGUGAAUGGUCAUUUUUCUCAAGUGUAUCCAGGUCAGGCAAUGAUGCCAGUGUACCACCCAUACUAUCAGUUUCAUCAUCAGUCACAGACAAUGGGCCUUCCAGCCCAUAUCUAUUCUCCAACACCUGCUGCCCCUAUUCCAACCCUUAUGUCAAAGCCCACAUCAAUUCCUCCUACUGCAGUUUGUUUGGCUGUGGAAUAGGUACAAUUAUUAUGAUGAAAAGGAUGAUGAGAAAGAGCAAUUAUUAGAAUGGAGGAUUACAGGUGGUGAUUGGAUCAAAUAACAAAAGAGGGUGAGAGGCUGCUCAGAGCAAUGCUAUUAUUAGAGAUAUUCUGCAGUAGCUCUUCUAAUUAAUUAUAUAAUUUCCAAUUUUAUUUAUUUUUUUCUUUGUAAUUUUUCUAAAAAAAAUUAUUAUUAUUGUCAAUCAGAUUACUAGUUAGAUUUAUUCAUUUCUUGUCUAA
Molecule: messenger RNA, 1140 nt
Organism: Solanum lycopersicum (tomato)
Lineage: Eukaryota; Viridiplantae; Streptophyta; Magnoliopsida; Solanales; Solanaceae
Product: probable RNA-binding protein ARP1
Molecular function (GO): RNA binding
Source: RefSeq, a predicted model, not a curated record